AAUGAUUCAAGUCUCAUAAUGUAACGGAGAUAGUUGGACUGAGAUGGAAGAGCUGAAUUAGAUAUUUGAAAAAAUGACAUCAGAAAAUAAUGUAAAACACAAUUAAUAAAAAACAAGAAUUGAUAUGUUUCAUCAUGAAAUAAUUAAAAAGGAUAAGAAUCAUUAAAUUAGUUUUAGAGAUGAAGUAAUUCCAAAUAUUGGAUUAAUUGAUAUUAACAUUGUAGAUAAUUGGAAAGAUUAUAAUGUUAUUUAAGAAUAAGAUGUUGGUGAUAGUUGUUCAUGCUUUAUCUCUUGA
Molecule: messenger RNA, 295 nt
Organism: Paramecium pentaurelia
Lineage: Eukaryota; Ciliophora; Oligohymenophorea; Peniculida; Parameciidae
Source: the annotation of a GenBank genome assembly